CGCCCCUGCCACAGGGGACAGGCCAGCUCUCGUCGAUGCCAUGAGCGAUCGCAGCUGUCGGCUGGUGCGGCGGGGGGACUGCAGUGACGGCGCUGGUGUCUGUUGCGAACUCUCUGUGGCGACAUGACAGGGAUUCCUUUUUCGAAUGUGUCGUCGCUUGUUUCGCGUCGCGACUGGAUGACAACUUACCGACAGCCAUUCAAAUAACCUGAAAACCUGCAAACUAAUGAAAUUAUUGUUUGAAAUCAAACCCGUGAAGUAGCCGAAAUCAGUGUUUUAGUGAUUCUGUUUUCGCCCGCUCAUCCCGGAACGUAGAGGUUAUCGUACUGUGAAACAUUAAUGCUUUGGUGCGAGUGAAUGUAAUUGAUGUGCUGUAUCGUGCUCGCGGCGUGCGAAGAGUGCUACUUGGUCGUGCUGGGUGCGGUACGCGGGGCGCUGCGCGAUGAGCGUGUCCAUGCGCUCCCUGUUGGUGGAGGGCCCCCAGCUGGCGAGGCCCCGGGGCCCGUACACGUAUGCUAGCACGCCGCGCGCGCUCUACAACAACGCCAAGCUGAGGAGGGACCCGUCAUGCGGCAGCCUGGCGCCGGGCGCGCCGGCCGCAUCGGGCGCGUCGGGCUACUCCAACGUCAUGCACGACAAGCGCGUCGUGCGCGGGAGCACGUUCAGCUCGCACCCCCACGCCGCCGGUGAUGGCCUGGAGAGCAACGCGGCGCGCGCCGCACGCACGCGCCGACGCGCGCUGGCGCGCCGCGCGGCGCUGGCGCGGCUGCGGCCCGGCACGCCGCCGCCCGCGCCUGGGCGCCGCCACCAUCCCAUACAAACGGAAUACUACCUCGAGGAGCUGUUCGACAAGGGCGUGGAGAUGGAGGUGGGCGUGCAGACGGACCUGUUCGCCGACCGGCCCGCCACGCCCGCGUACGCGCCCGCCAGCACGGGCGCCGACGCCGCCACGCAGAUCUGCCCCGGAGACCUGUUCGACUUCGACCUGGAGGUGCAACCCAUCCUGGAGGUGCUGGUGGGCAAGACGGCGGAGCAGGCGCUGGCCGAGGUGGCGCAGGAGGAGGAGCUGGCGGCGCUGCGCGAGCAGCAGCGCCGCUACCGCGAGCUGCGCGACGCCGAGCUGGCCGAGCGGCAGCGCCUCGCCGCGCAGGACGAGCGCCUGACGCGCGAGAAGGAGCGGCGCGUGGCGGAGGCGCGCGCGGCGCGCUCGGCGGGCGAGGAGGCGCGCGCGCGCGUGGCGGCCGCGGCGCUGGUGCAGGGCUACGUGGCCGAGCUGCUGCCCUCCGUGCUGGCCGGCCUGCGCGACUCGGGCUACCUGCUGCGCCGAAUGCAGAGAGGUGUGGAAGAAGAGUUCAUGCCGUGGCUGGUGGAGGCGGUGUCGCACGAGCUGGAGGCCAUCAUCACGAGCAGAGACGUGCUCACCGAAAUUGUUCGUGACGUGGUGGAGGCGCGCGCAGAACUGUACGCCGCGGCGGGAGAGCGCGACGCGCUGCGCCACACGCCGCCCGACUCCCUCACGCCGCCCUCCGCUCCCGAGGAAGCAGAAUUGGACGAGUAGCGGUGCCCCGCGCGUCCGCAAGUCGUCAGCGAGGACGGAAGCCGACCACGACUCGACC
Molecule: messenger RNA, 1616 nt
Organism: Maniola jurtina (meadow brown)
Lineage: Eukaryota; Metazoa; Arthropoda; Insecta; Lepidoptera; Nymphalidae
Gene: Rsph3
Product: radial spoke head protein 3 homolog
Exons: 10
Coding region: 443-1558 (371 amino acids)
Cellular component (GO): cilium
Source: RefSeq, a predicted model, not a curated record